CGCCCCGGAAGUAGCUUCCCCCUGGACACCGUGGAGCGGAAGCUGUGUGUGGCCUGGACCUUGGCUCUUCUCUGGCAGGGACGCUGUAGCUGUUGCUAGACGACCGGUACUCUUCCCCGUCACUUCCUCAGCUCGCCAUCGUCCCGCUCCUUAGGCCGGAACCGGGGGACCCGGAGCCGGGGUGGACUCUAAGGUGUCCGUGGAGGUCUCAGGAUCCCGGCCAGCCCGGCGGCGGGAGUCAGGGCCACGCCACCUGCAGGGAAGAACCCGAGCCGCGGCGGGAAGAUGGCUGCAGACAAACUUGCAGAUCAGGGAAUGGAGAAGCAUGAAGGGACGGGCCAGUCUUCUGGGAUCACUGAUCAGGAGAAGGAGCUGUCCGCUGGAGCUUUCCAGGCUUUCACGUCUGGAAAUUAUGAUGCCUGUCUGCAACACCUUGCCUGUCUACAAGAUAUAAACAAAGAUGAUUAUAAAAUAAUUUUGAAUACAGCAGUAGCUGAGUUUUUUAAAAGUAGUCAAACAACAACAGAUAACUUGAGACAAACACUUAACCAGUUGAAGAAUCAGGUCCACUCAGCUGUUGAAGAAAUGGAUGGAUUAGAUGAUGUUGAAAACAGCAUGUUGUAUUAUAACCAAGCAGUCAUUCUUUAUCACCUGCGGCAGUAUACAGAGGCUAUCUCAGUUGGUGAAAAACUUUAUCAGUUCAUAGAACCUUUUGAAGAAAAAUUUGCCCAAGCAGUGUGUUUUCUGCUUGUAGACUUAUAUAUAUUAACCUACCAAGCUGAGAAAGCUUUGCAUCUUCUGGCCGUCUUAGAAAAAAUGAUUUCUCAGGGAAAUAAUAACAAAAAUGGAAAAAAUGAGGGUGGUAAUAAUACCAACAAAGAUGGAUCUAAUCAUAAAGCUGAAAGUGGAGCUCUAAUAGAAGCUGCAAAAUCAAAGAUACAUCAGUACAAAGUAAGAGCUUAUAUCCAAAUGAAGUCCCUGAAAGCAUGCAAAAGGGAAAUCAAGUCAGUGAUGAAUACAGCUGGAAAUUCUGCACCUUCCCUGUUUCUAAAAAGUAACUUUGAAUACUUAAGGGGCAAUUACCGAAAAGCUGUAAAAUUAUUAAAUAGUUCAAACAUUGCUGAACAUCCAGGAUUUAUGAAAACAGGUGAAUGCUUGAGAUGUAUGUUUUGGAACAAUCUUGGCUGCAUUCAUUUUGCCAUGAGCAAGCAUAAUUUGGGGAUAUUCUAUUUUAAGAAGGCUCUUCAAGAGAAUGACAAUGUCUGUGCACAGCUCAGUGCAGGUAGCACUGACCCAGGCAAAAAAUUCUCAGGAAGACCAAUGUGUACAUUACUAACCAACAAGAGGUACGAGUUGCUGUAUAACUGUGGGAUUCAGCUUCUUCACAUUGGACGGCCUCUCGCUGCCUUUGAGUGUUUGAUUGAAGCUGUUCAGGUUUAUCACGCAAAUCCCCGACUUUGGCUCAGGCUGGCUGAAUGCUGUAUUGCUGCCAAUAAGGGGAGUUCUGAACAAGAAACUAAAGGUCUUCCAAGCAAAAAGGGAAUUGUACAAUCUAUUGUUGGUCAAGGCUAUCAUCGUAAAAUUGUUCUAGCAUCACAGUCCAUACAGAAUACUGUAUAUAAUGAUGGGCAGUCUUCAGCCAUUCCUGUUGCCAGUAUGGAGUUUGCAGCCAUUUGUCUGAGAAAUGCCUUGUUGCUCUUACCUGAAGAACAGCAAGACCCAAAGCAGGAAAAUGGGUCUAAAAAUAGCAGUCAACUAGGGGGGACCACAGAAAGCAGCGAAAGCAGUGAAACUUGCAGCAGCAAAAGUCAUGAUGGUGACAAAUUCAUUCCAGCUCCCCCUUCUUCUCCAUUAAGAAAACAAGAGUUAGAAAACUUAAAGUGCUCCAUACUUGCUUGCAGUGCUUACGUGGCCCUGGCUUUGGGGGAUAACCUGAUGGCUUUGAACCAUGCAGAUAAACUUCUUCAGCAGCCCAAGCUGUCUGGAUCUCUUAAGUUUUUGGGCCAUUUAUAUGCUGCAGAAGCCCUCAUCUCUCUCGACAGAAUAUCUGAUGCUAUUACUCACUUGAACCCAGAGAAUGUCACUGAUGUCUCCUUAGGGAUCUCUUCAAAUGAGCAGGACCAAGGAUCAGACAAGGGUGACAAUGAAGCAAUGGAGUCCUCUGGAAAACGGGCCCCACAGUGCUACCCCAGUUCUGUCAACUCUGCCCGGACUGUGAUGCUGUUCAACCUGGGCAGUGCGUACUGCCUGAGGAGCGAGUAUGACAAAGCCCGGAAGUGUCUGCACCAGGCGGCUUCAAUGAUUCAUCCUAAGGAGGUUCCCCCUGAGGCCAUCCUGCUGGCAGUCUAUCUGGAACUGCAGAAUGGUAAUACUCAACUGGCCUUACAGAUCAUCAAAAGGAAUCAGCUCCUUCCCACAGUGAAGACACACUCAGAAAUGAGAAAGAAGCCAGUGUUUCAGCCUGUGCACCCAAUCCAGCCCAUCCAAAUGCCAGCGUUCACUGCUGUGCAGAGGAAGUGACUGACUGCUUUGGAGAAAGCCACCUGACACAAAGGCGGUGUUUAUUUUUCAGUUAUGUCACUGCAAAAUGAGUGAAUAACAGACUGAGAUAAAGGAUGUGAGUUUUGAAGACACAGUUUUUAAGACUUUUACCCACCCCUCUUCUUGCCAGAAGGAGAAGGUUACUUAAAAUUAAGGAUUCACAAACUUGUUUUCAGCCAUUUUCUUUUAAACUCUGACAGACUUAAUUUUGAACCAUUAUUUGAUCUAUGUGUCAGAGACAAUUAAAACAAGAUCCUGUCAGAACA
Perognathus longimembris pacificus (Pacific pocket mouse) is the source of this 2807-nucleotide messenger RNA. RefSeq names its product CCR4-NOT transcription complex subunit 10 (gene Cnot10). The record is from RefSeq and is a predicted model, not a curated record. Gene Ontology annotation, biological process: mRNA catabolic process; negative regulation of translation. The transcript is spliced from 19 exons. Gene Ontology annotation, molecular function: protein binding. Lineage: Eukaryota; Metazoa; Chordata; Mammalia; Rodentia; Heteromyidae. Bases 286 to 2520 code for a protein of 744 amino acids. Gene Ontology annotation, cellular component: CCR4-NOT complex.